AUGAAAGAAGAAACAACAAAAUCCAGCACACAUCAAGUCAGAAUUUUUGAUUAUGCUAACAAUGUUUUCAGUGUGAAGGAGACAGUGGACCAUGGUGAGGGGAAGCCUAUGGGAUAUUAUAAGGUCGACCUCUUGAACGGGUGGUGUGACUGCGGAAAGUUUCAAGCAUAUCGUGUCCCUUGCUCACAUGUUAUCGCUGGAUGUUCGAAUGUGCGCCACGACGCUUAUGCUCUUUUGUCCGACGUUUAUAGGAUUACAAACCUGUUUGGGGUUUACAGCACAAGCUUUCCAGUGCUGUCGUAUGAUGAAUAUUGGCCCGUUUAUGAAGGAGAUCAAAUUUGCCAUAACCCAAGAAUGCGGAGGAACAAGAAAGGCCGCCCAGUGAGCACACGUAUUACAACAGAAAUGGAUAACUUUGAAAAGCUUGAGAGAAAAUGUUCCAUGUGUCGUCAAACGGGCCACAAUCGAACUCGGUGUUCCAAUGUGGAAACAAGUAAUCGUUAG
Molecule: messenger RNA, 504 nt
Organism: Lathyrus sativus (Indian pea)
Lineage: Eukaryota; Viridiplantae; Streptophyta; Magnoliopsida; Fabales; Fabaceae
Source: the annotation of a GenBank genome assembly